This is a messenger RNA of Emiliania huxleyi CCMP1516, 807 nucleotides long. RefSeq lists its product as hypothetical. Lineage: Eukaryota; Haptophyta; Isochrysidales; Noelaerhabdaceae. Bases 30 to 800 code for a protein of 256 amino acids. The transcript has a single exon. The record is from RefSeq and is a predicted model, not a curated record.
UGGAGGCGAAGACAGUGUAGCAUCUGCACAUGCUCCACAUCGGCUUCCUCGCCGCCAUCCUCCUUGACCAGUUUACGAGUCUGGGUAAAACCGGCUGCCAAGCGGCGCGGGCCUCAGAGUGGGCCGGCCGCCGCUGCCGGAUGGAGAUCGGCGGCGGCGAGGACGGCUUUGCGGAGGGCGCGCUCCGGGCGACAGAGGCAGGAGAGGGCGUCGAACUCAGCGCCGCCUCCGACGCGAUGAGCUCGCUCGACGCCUUGCAAGCGAGGCUCGACGGGAAGCUGAAAGCGCUGGGUGCUUCAGACGUGGCGCCGCCGCCGGCGGCGACGUCACGCUCGUCCUUCAGCAAGGAGUCGUCGGCGGAGACGCGCCGGCUUGCGGACGCAAAGCUCGAGGCGAUGCGGCGCAAGAAGAGCGGGGCGGCGGAGGUGGAGCACGCGGCGGAGAUAGCGACCGCAGUGCGAGACGCGAGGCGGUGGCUCGACGCGGGGCUGCCUCGGCGGGCGGAGAAGGAGCUGGCGGCGGUCUCCGGCUACGUCUCCCUCUCCUCCGAGUCGGGGGGCGAGUUCCACCUCUUCCUUGCAGACGUGCUUGAGGCGGACGCGAAUCGCGGCGCCGAGGCACGCCGGCUGCUGCAGCGGCUCGCAGGCGAGUCGACCUCGUCGAGCGUGCGGUGGAAGGCGGAGCGGAGGCUGUCGGGCAGCGCCUCGCCCGGCGGCGGCAGCGCGGCGGGCCCCUCCUCCUCGGAGCUAGGCUCGCUGUUUGGACAACAGUUUGGGCUAGGCGACGGACGACAGUGGUAACAGACGC